AUGAGAAAUGAUACUACUUGCGACAGGCUGGAUGCCGACGAUAUAGUGGGACUCAGACCGAGAGACCUUCGCAUCCAGAUUUACAUCUCUUUGGCGCUUGGUGUGGGCGCUUUCCUAACCUUUUGUUUCCUUCGGCCCCGGUGGAAAGGCCUCUAUGCGGCGCGGAAAAAGCAGAACAACCAAGCGACUGCACUCCCGGAGCUCCCUGACAGCUUUUUCGGAUGGAUACUACCGCUAUGGCGCAUAACGGACGAGCAGGUGCUGGAGUCAGCUGGCUUAGAUGCAUAUGUGUAUCUCGCCUUCUUUAAACUGGCUAUCAAAUUCUUCCUCGUCGCCCUCUUCUUCGCUCUUGCCGUUAUAAAACCGGUCCACGAUACGCACAAGGACAUCAAAAUUCCUGAUGAUGAACACAAGAAACAUGGCAAGCGUGAUGAUCUGUCAAUGUUAGUGGCCAUGGCUACCGAUUACGAUGCGUACACCGACUACUUGUGGAUGUAUCUCGUCUUCGCUUACCUUUUUACUGGUUUCUUGUUGUACCUCAUUGUCUCACAAACAAGGAAGAUCAUCGAAGUGCGGCAGACAUACCUAGGCAGCCAGAAGACCAUUACAGACCGCACGAUUCGCUUGUCAGGGAUACCUCUCGAGCUCAGGUCGGAGGCGAAGAUAAAGGAAUUUAUUGAGGACCUUGAGAUUGGAACUGUUGAAAGCGUUACUCUGUGCAAGAAUUGGAAGGAGUUGGAUGAGCAGGUGGUGCAAAGACAAGCUGUCUUGAGAAAACUCGAGGAAGCCUGGACAGUGUAUCUUGGCAACCGGCGGGUGGAAAGGAGUCUGGAAACCCUACCCGUGGUGCAACCCCGGCCCCCUGCUCCAGAAGUGCGCCGCGAGGAUGACGAAGAUGCAGGCGAUGCCAGCCAGCUCUUGAACGAUACUGAUCGAGACCCCGAUUACACUAUUCCCUACGCGCGUCCACGCCCAAUGGCUAGGAUUUGGUUCGGUCGCUUCAAACUGCAUUUCAAGAGCAUAGAUGCGAUCAACUAUUACGAAGAAAAGCUGAGGAGGCUCGAUGACACCAUCAAAACCUUACGAGAGAAGGACUUUGAGCCGACUCCACUGGCUUUCGUAACUAUGGAUAGCGUUCCGUCUGCACAGAUGGCCAUACAAGCAGUCUUAGACCCUUCGCCCCUUCAACUACUAGCCAACAGCAGCCCUGCUCCUCCCGAUGUGGUCUGGACCAACACCUACUUAUCCCGUGGGAAAAGGAUGCUGCGAGCUUGGUCCAUUACAGUCUUGAUCGGCCUACUUACUGUUUUCUGGACGGCAUUAUUGGUCCCGAUUGCAGGAGCUUUGAACACAUGCGCUAUCAAAGAGGUAUUUCCCGGUUUGGCCGAAGCUCUCAAUUAUCAUCCAGUGUUGCAGUCUUUAGUCAACACACAGCUGCCUACAUUGGCAGUAACACUUCUCAAUGUUCUUGUCCCAUUUCUCUAUGACUGGUUGGCGAACCAACAAGGGAUGAUAUCACAAGGGGACGUAGAGCUAAGUGUCAUAUCGAAGAAUUUUUUCUUCACGUUCUUCAACUUCUUCUUUGUCUUCACCAUCCUCGGAACAGGAUCAGGAUUUAUAGCUCUACUGGAACGGCUCGGGGAGAAGCUCCAUGAUGCAUCUAUUAUAGCCAACACUUUGGCAAAGUCGUUGGCUAAGCUUCUAGGAUUCUAUACCAACUUCAUCAUCCUUCAAGGCUUUGGUCUGUUUCCACUACGUCUCAUGGAGUUUGGUGCACUCUCCCUAUAUCCUAUCAAUCUCAUCGGAGCCAAAACACCUCGAGACUAUGCAGAGCUCGUCCAGCCUCCAGUUUUCAGCUACGGUUUCUUUCUACCACAAACCAUUCUCAUCUUCAUUAUUUGUCUUGUUUACAGCGUCCUCCGAGACUCCUGGCAAGUAUUACUGAGUGGUCUGGCCUAUUUCAUGAUAGGUCAUUUCGUCCAUAAAUACCAGCUAUUGUAUGCGAUGGAGCAUCGCCAACACUCGACCGGGAAGGGAUGGAUGAUGAUGUGCGAUCGCGUCAUCGUUGGAUUGGUUCUCUUUCAGAUCACUCUCGCCGGCCAACUUGCAUUGAAGACUGCUUUCAAGCGCGCUCUGCUCAUUGCUCCGCUAGCGGUUGGCACUCUAUGGUUUGCGUAUGUGUAUAGCAAGACAUAUCGCCCGUUGAUGAAGUUCAUCGCCUUACGAAGUUUGAAGCGCGCCAAGCAUUCAGACCUUGGAAGAGGUGUGCAAGAGGAGGCGACUUCACAAGAACACCAAACUGUGGACGAAGCUCGCGAGAGCGAGAUGCGGUUCGCACAUCCGAGCUUGAUCAUGGAUCUUGAUGAUGUAUGGAUUGUCAACAAGGGUGCUAGAUCGCAAAACGGCUCUACUUCUUAUAGCGAUUAA
Messenger RNA from Didymosphaeria variabile, 2427 nucleotides. RefSeq lists its product as uncharacterized. NCBI's taxonomy places the organism in Eukaryota, Fungi, Ascomycota, Dothideomycetes, Pleosporales, Didymosphaeriaceae. Gene Ontology annotation, cellular component: plasma membrane. The transcript has 6 exons. Gene Ontology annotation, molecular function: calcium-activated cation channel activity. The record is from RefSeq and is a predicted model, not a curated record. Bases 1 to 2427 code for a protein of 808 amino acids.